This is a messenger RNA of Exserohilum turcica Et28A, 1449 nucleotides long. RefSeq lists its product as uncharacterized. The transcript has 2 exons. Bases 1 to 1449 code for a protein of 482 amino acids. The record is from RefSeq and is a predicted model, not a curated record. Lineage: Eukaryota; Fungi; Ascomycota; Dothideomycetes; Pleosporales; Pleosporaceae.
AUGAGGCAACGGGGGAAGAUGCACUCGCCUUCGAACACUCUCCCGAUGUAUUCCCCGGGAUCCUACUUCGAUCUUCACUCGAUCAGAGAGUCAAGUGAAGAACAUCAACCAAGUCCCGUUCAGCAGCACGCUCAGCAGCAGCAUUAUGGAUCUGGCGGCGGCACAAGCAACCCCACGAGUAUCGAAAACAUGUCCUGGAGCGGUAGCCCCAAUAGAAAUAUUGGUUUUACAGCCGCCUAUCAAAGCCUGACGUCGGGAUCCGACCCUCACAACGGUUACGAAUCAAAGCCUUGGCAUCAACAGCAGCUGUCAGAACAACUCGCAAGCCCAAGGUCCAACCUCAACCACCGGUACCACGUCUCCAUCUCUAUGGGAUUAGGACCCGGGUUCGAUGGUGCUGGGCAAUUUCGCAAUCGCCCGCACCAAAGUCCUGUCGCCAUGGACAGCAGCGCUUAUGGCGUCGAAGCCGCUAUACCCACCCCCUCCGAGUCAAUGUCUUUGUAUCGCGAUAGCAUUCGUUUCACAAAAUCCCUCCAACAGGAUGCUCAGGAGAAUCUUCACGGGUAUUUCCUGCGUCCUACCAGCAUGGUCCCUGAGAUGCCUGCCAUGUCCACAGUGCCGGGACAAGUGGAUUCGGGGGGUACAGUGCUAGGAAACGAUGACCCUUGGUCGGCCUUUGAGCAAAGACGAUACCGGAAUUCGGCGGAGCUGAUGCCGCAACUCGAAGGGAGGCAGCAAAUAUAUUCUGAUGUCUACGGUGGUCCUCGUCCAGGCGAAUCGGCUUACUGCAACUUCUCUGAUCCGACUCGCUCGCUUGAUGUAUCGGCUUUCAACCGAGAUGUCGGUGAUUUGAUCCAGAAUAACCAGCAAACUGGAUCCGGUGGUGGAAAUUGGCAGGCUAAUGGUUUCUCAGAGACUACAUGCCAGCCACAGAUCCCUCAGCAUGGUUACCACCGAGAGCUGGCGCCACCUGGGGACAGCUUGGCUAGAGUUGAUAGCAAAGCCCUGGCCUCAUCGUCCGGCACUCGCUCACCUCCUUCGACUUCCACGCGUUCGACAACCCUCGACCCGCUGCUCUGUUCUCUCUGCACAACCCGUUUCCACGGGAAAUACCGAAAAGGCAACUUCGCUCGACACAUGCGCUUGAAACAUGGACUUAGCCCGAAGAAGUACAUAUGUGCCAGCAACGAAUGCAACUGCUCGUUUGCAAGGAAAGACGCCCGUCUCAAGCACUCUCGCAAAAAACACGCAGAACUUCAUCUCAAGCCAGCGAUUUCCCGCAAGAAUGUCCGCCAUAACACCGUGCGCAACCCAGUCAGCCACCGAAAUGAGGCGUACAACCAUGGAAGUCAGAGCUUCGGGGACGCUGAAUCACUCCUCACAGAUUCGCAGUAUACUGGACCGCCACUUCAGCACGACGACGACCUCCUUGGCCUGGCGGGCACAUAA